Molecule: messenger RNA, 927 nt
Organism: Radiomyces spectabilis
Lineage: Eukaryota; Fungi; Mucoromycota; Mucoromycetes; Mucorales; Radiomycetaceae
Exons: 5
Coding region: 1-927 (308 amino acids)
Cellular component (GO): membrane
Source: RefSeq, a predicted model, not a curated record
AUGAGCGCAGGGAACAGUACGUCGAGUUACUUGCAGACUGGGCGACAGCGGUCUUCCGUCAUUUUUGAUACAAAUACCACCCUUUCCGGACCGGUGCUUCCGUGGAUGAAAACCGAGUCGAGGAGUUCAUUUGGCGCAUCAUCGCGUACGUCCCUCGACACAUCCAGUUUUCAUGUUGUGAAGCGGUAUGCACCUGAUCCUUCACUUAAAAAGAAGCAACGAUGGACCGCUCAUAAAUGGUGGCUCCUUCUUUCAAAUACAAUCUUAUUUAUCUAUGGAUUAGCCAUCUUAUUAUUGGGCUUAUUAACUAUUUUCAAAUGCAAACAAGUAAAUGACCACUUACUCUACGACUCAGUGAUCACGGCAACCGGUACUUUAUGUCUCAUUACAUCACUGAUUGGUUACGCCGGCAUCAUGCUCAAUAACCGGGCCAUUCUUACUGUGUACAACUUCUUACUGUGGCCUUGUUUUGGAAUGAUUGCUGCCAUCGGGUAUGCCUCGUACCGAAAAAAUAAAUGGAAUCUCGAGGGCAAGCUAUCUUAUCAGUGGCAUUAUGAUCUCUCAUCCGAUGGCCGAGCAAGAAUUCAGGCCAAUCUGCACUGCUGUGGAUACAAGGCAUUUUCAGAUUAUAAUGAACGAUCAAACAAGUGCUUUCCACGCACAUUACUGCCGGGAUGCCGAUUUAAAUAUCAAACGUUUACAAGGGAAGCGCUUACCAAGACAUACAUUGCGGCCUUUUCCAUGGUACCUGUCCAUUUAUUUGUCAUGUUCUCAGCGCUGCUCUGUUCGAAUCACAUCAACCGUCGUUUCAGAAAACGGUUGCCUCCAAAGAUGUACCGCCUUGAUUAUAAGGGGCUCGUUGAAGGCACACCUACAGGAAGCUCUCUGAAUGUGCAUAAAGAAGGACUCCAGCAGCGUCACAAUUAA